Molecule: messenger RNA, 1849 nt
Organism: Suillus paluster
Lineage: Eukaryota; Fungi; Basidiomycota; Agaricomycetes; Boletales; Suillaceae
Product: rab-GTPase-TBC domain-containing protein
Exons: 13
Coding region: 95-1825 (576 amino acids)
Source: RefSeq, a predicted model, not a curated record
GGCCCUGAAGACGCUGAUCACCACUACCUCGGUCCACCAGCUGUGUGCACCCAGUUUGAUACCCAUGUACCAUCUUCUAGCAUAAUCUGUAAAAAUGCCUGAAGGAAGUACAGCAAAGAAUGAUUUCGUUGCUGCGGUAGCAUCAAAACCUGAUUCACCUUUAGCACCUCUCGAUUCAUUACUUUCCCCGAAAGGCCCAACAUACGACGAACUUUCCCCAAGAGGAUCCGUCGCAGAGUCCGACUAUAACGAUAUAAUCCUUGAUGAUGAUCCAAGCUUCUCGACCGUUUCGCUUUCAGGAAACACCAGUCUUGUCUCCGAGGCAGACGCAGUCGAUACGCUUUCCAAGCUGAACCGCCGGACAACCAUUUCAUCGGCACCCUUGAAAGCAUUUUCUUCCUUGCGCCAUUUUGCCCAUAAGAAGUCUGCUUCGACAGUAACGAUACCAUCCGCACCUGGAAGUAGUAUCCUCGCGCGUAUCGGGUCACAAGGUACCCGCGAUGAAGGCGACAUUGAUGCAUUACGGAGUGCUGGAGAAGGGCAGCAGAAGCUUCAUGAAGAAUUUUUGCGCCUUCAUAACCAGCGACGUGCUGAGGCUACAGAAUCUGAACAAGGAGCCAUAGACUGGGGUUUCUGGGGAGCCGUCAUUUCAGAUUAUCAGGGUUUUGCAGCCUCGAAUCCCCAACGGCUAGCCAAAGCGAUCGAGAAAGGGAUUCCGGACGCGCUUCGUGGAAUGAUGUGGCAAUUAAUGGCAGCGUCAAAGGACAUAGAACUAGAAAAUACAUACCUUUCUCUCCUCAAGGAGUCCAGUCCUCAUGAAAAGGCAAUCACGCGAGAUCUCGGAAGAACCUUUCCUCACCACGACUUCUUUACUGAUGGGCAGGGCAUCGGCCAAGAACAUCUCUUCAACGUUCUUAAAGCAUACUCAUUGUACGACCCUCAGGUUGGUUAUUGCCAAGGUCUUCCUUUCGUAGUAGCUGUCCUCCUUCUAAACAUGCCGGACGAAGAGGCGUUCUCGCUCCUUGUUAGGCUGAUGCACUCUUACGAUCUCCGGGGUCAUUUUCUCCCAGAGAUGCCUAAGCUUCAGCUCCGACUUUACCAGUUCGAUCGCUUGAUAGAAGAUCUAUUACCCGUGCUCCACGUUCAUUUCCUCCGGCAAGGCAUCAAAUCUAGCAUGUUCUGCUCCCAGUGGUUUCUAACGCUCUUCAGCUAUCGGUUCCCACUAGAAAUUGUAGUCCGGAUAUACGACAAUUGCUUGGCAAGUGGCAUAGAAGCCAUUUUUGCAUUCAGCAUCGUGCUGCUCCAGAAGAAUGAAGACAUUCUACUUACCCUCAAGUUUGAUGAUAUCCUCGCAUUUAUAAAGAACAGGAUUUUUGAGCGGUACGAGGUCGAGCCCGUGAAUCCGCAGGAAGACCGUAUCAACGGUCCCCCUAAGAAUGUUAAGUAUCAUGUAGACGCGUUCGUGGUGGACGCCAUCUCUAUGAAGAUCACCCCAUUCAUGUUGGACACUUACGCACACGAGUACGACGACCUUGUCCGUGCCCGAGAUGCACAUGCUACCGAGAUUGAUACGUUACGAAACAACAAUCGCAGCCUGUCCGCGCAAGUGAAAGAACUUGAUACGAAUAUGGCGCAAUUAAAUGCGGAGCAUGUCGAGGUCCUUAAUCAGCUUGUGAUGGCUCGGCUACGAAAUGAAGAGCUAGAGGAAGAGUUGGUUAAAUACAAAUUACUUUAUGCGGAAGUCAUGCAUCAAAAGGAGGAUGCCAUGUCGUCUCAUCGCUUGUCAAACCCUCUGGGUAGCAGAAGAGGAAGUAACCACUCAUGAUGCAGACUUUGAGAUCACAGGACA